Messenger RNA from Bufo bufo (common toad), 5474 nucleotides. RefSeq names its product phosphatidylinositol-4-phosphate 3-kinase catalytic subunit type 2 gamma (gene PIK3C2G). The transcript is spliced from 31 exons. Gene Ontology annotation, cellular component: cytoplasm; phosphatidylinositol 3-kinase complex; plasma membrane. Gene Ontology annotation, biological process: phosphatidylinositol-3-phosphate biosynthetic process; cell migration; phosphatidylinositol-mediated signaling. Lineage: Eukaryota; Metazoa; Chordata; Amphibia; Anura; Bufonidae. The record is from RefSeq and is a predicted model, not a curated record. Gene Ontology annotation, molecular function: 1-phosphatidylinositol-3-kinase activity; 1-phosphatidylinositol-4-phosphate 3-kinase activity. Bases 479 to 4684 code for a protein of 1401 amino acids.
AUGUACAAUCAUCACACAACCUGUUGUAUGGCCGUGUAUUCCACCGGUCUGCACUACAGUCUGCUCUCCUGCUUCUGGUUGUGUACUGUUGGCUGUUAAGGCUAUGUUCCAGCUUGUACUAUGGUUGGCACUGGCACAGCACAGACUGUUGUGUGAUGAUUGAUGUAAAGAAGUUUGUGAAGUAUCAGGAUCUCCAGGGUGACAUCCCACUCUCUGUUUACAUGCCUCUGCUCAUUCCCUCCCUCCAUGUUAGGAGUCUUCUGCACAGCCCUCUGCUUGCUGCUUGCUGUCACAGCUCGCUGUCUGCCAGUGAACGCGGCCCUGUGGGCAUUCCAGCCGACACCUAACCUGUUUUACGACAAUCCAGAGUCCAAUGCGCAGCUGCUGGGGCUGCUCGUGGCUGUGAGUCUUGUCAUCUUACAUCUCAGACUGAUCCUGUGACUGUCACACUGCGCAGAUUUGUGAAACUGGUGUAAUCAUGAAUCCGCCAUUCAAUAUCGGAUUUUCAGAUCACGUGAUGAAUUUCCACCCGGAAGAACAAUUCCCACAGUUCUCUGCUCCCCCAGGUUUUCAUCAUGUGACACAUGGACCUGAGAACAUGAUUCUGAAUGUACCUACCCCUCCCAGUGUUUUUGCCUCCACUACUCCCAGCGUUUUUGCCCCUGCAUCUCUUGAAUCUGGUUCAUCAUGGACACAAGCGGCGGCUCCCUAUGGAUUCAUCACUAAUAACUGGAUGGAGGAGCAACAGUCAUGGUUUCCUCAGCCGCCAGCGCCUUAUCUUUGCAGUGAGGAAACAGAGGAGGAAACUCAGACUCUGCCGAUCACCAUAGGCUUUAGGAUUGGAUUUGAAAAUUAUGGAGACCUGGACGAUCCGACAGUCCAUUACCAUCACAUCGACAGUGUCGGAGUGCACGUUCCAGCAGGGAGACUUGUGAGGAGCCACACACUGGACGCCAGCACUUGGCCAUGGGAUCGCCUGUACAUGGACAGAAAUGAGAUGAGACACCACUCCUUAUAUGACUCUCACAUCACGGCUCCACAGUAUCAUGGAUACAGUAGUCAGACUCAGACGAUUGAUUGGAGAAUAAAACUACAGGAGAUACCAGUAAAAAAGAACCCAGAGGUCGCUGCAUUCUCUGAUGCUGUUUGGCGUAUAAGGCAGAAGUACUGUGCCUAUGAUCAGUCCACCAACUCCGGAAGAUUGUGGAGCGUGGCUGUUCCCUUCCCAGAUGACAUUAAGGACUCAGAAGUAGAAAUUUUCUUUGUUGGUGAUAGUCUCCAUGAUGAACUACACACCCUGCAGAGAGACUCUGUACGUAUCAAAGAUUUAGUCGCUGAAGUUUUGCACCAGAUUGAGCACCCUGCACGGCCUGUGCUGGCAACGUGUCCUCCUGCUUCUCUGUACCCUCUCCUACAUGCACCGUCACAUGACCUAUAUCCUCAUCCACAUGAUUUGUACUCUGUGAAAACGCAGUCACUGUAUCCCUCACUUCAGCUGCCUGUGCAACCGGUUACACCAGGAGAGAAGGCGGAGCCUGUGCCGGGUAUCUGUUACCUGAGCAUCUGUGGCCUCGAUGAGUACUUACAGCCAGCUUACAGUCUACGGAGUCACACAGCCCUGCAGAGAGAGCGCAGUGUUCGUCUCAGGCUCCAUAUUGGAGGAAACCCCCAGCCCCUGCUGGGACGCACGAUUGAAGACGAUCAGAUGGAGUUGAGUCUCUGUGACCGAUUUGAGCACGCUCAGUACUGGCAGGAAAUGAAAAAACGUCUGUUUGGCGCUGUCUCUCACUAUGAAGACCAGGUGCAAUAUUUCCUUCAUAAUCAGUCUGCAGGUGUCAGCCAAAUCCUAGAAGCUGUGAAGGAAAUUUGUUACCUCCUCCGCUCUGUGGAGACCCAGGAAAUCAGCCUCGCCGUCCAGAAUCUGGGCCUGACCUUACAGCAGCCGUCCAUGAACUGGGCACAAUUCCCACAGGUGGCGGAUCCUAUGCAGCUCGCCUUGAUGGAACUCUCUAAGGUUGUCUCUGGGCUCCUUAGCAUCUACAGCCAUAGUUUCCACACAGAUUUCACAGCUGAACUCAAUAGAAAAAACUUCAGAAUGAAGACCAAAUCAACAAUCCUCAGUUUCCACUUAUAUGCUGUGCACAAUCUGCCUGAGAAUUGGAUGAAAAGUGAUAGCUUCUUCUACAUUUCAUGCUCAGUAAUUUAUGCUGGGAGGAAGAUCUGUCCAGAAGUGAAAUCCAGCCAUGUCGCUGCCUCCAAGUCUUUCUUCUUCAGGGCAGUAUGGGAUGAAAUGAUCAGGUUCCAGGUACCCACGUCGUCCUUGCCCUAUGAGUCGAUGCUGGUGCUAAGACUGUGUGCAGUGAACCAAACAACACCUUCUGGCUCUUUCAUUGCUUGGUCUUGCCUUCCCCUCUAUUAUAACCAGCAGAUUGUACAGGGUGAGCUGCUGCUGAAUAUGAUAUCCCACUCUGAGCCCCCCGCAGUCAUCACCCCUGGAGCCUUCGAUGUCUCCCUUCCGACUCUACUAACUGUGCAGGUUGAUUUUCUGGAUUCUGAACACGUAUUUCAGAGGCCGACUGCUGAGGAGACACUGUAUGAUGCAGGCGCUGAGAACUUGGUGCAGCCGCUCCAGUGUCUGGCACAUCGCAGCUCUGUGCUUCUGCUUUCAGAGGUGGACAAGCAGUGUCUCUGGUAUUACCGCCAAUGCCGCCAGAAGCCCGCCAACAUCCUCCCUCUGAUCCUUGGCAGCACUCCCAGCUGGGACCCGGCCUCAGUAUCCGCCAUGUACCGUGUCCUGGAUGACUGGACGUUUUCAGGCCCCCUGGAGGCUUUGGGCCUGUUGAGUCCCUGCUUUGCAGAUGAGAAGGUCCGCACCAUGGCAUGCCAACAGCUGGAGAGGCUGUCAAGUGAUGAACUAUUGAUGUUCCUUCCUCAGCUUGUCCAGGCAGUGAAAUUCGAGUGGCAUCUGGACAACGCUCUGGUGCGGCUUCUUCUCGACCGAUCUCUGCAGAGCAUUCAGGUGGCACACAGGUUGUACUGGCUGCUAACAGAUGCAUCCACUGAAUCUCAUUACCGUGGUUUGUAUCAGCGACUCCUAGAUGCCGUUGAGCAAUGUGUUGGUCGAGCCCUGAACGACCAGUUCUCCAGACAACAGCGACUCAUGAAAAUCCUUAAGGAUGUCGCAGAGAAAGUGAAGAAUUCUCCAGAGGACAAAAGACAGGAAGCUCUGAAGCUUGGACUCAAUGACAUUGACAGGUUUUUUGAAGAAGUUGGAGUUUGUCGCCUUCCCCUGGACCCUGGAAUUGUUGUGAAAGGAAUUGACCGAGAUUUGUGCUCUUUCUUCAAAUCCAAUGCCAAACCUCUGAAAAUCUCCUUCAUCAACGCUGAUCAGCAGGGGCCGAACAUUCACAUCAUGUUUAAGACAGGGGAUGACAUGAGGCAGGACAUGCUCGUCCUUCAGCUUGUAGAACUCAUGGACAGAAUUUGGCUUCAUGAGGGAUUAGAUCUGCGAAUGAUCACCUACAAGUGUGUGUCCAUCGGCCACAAGCAAGGUUUGGUUCAUUUGGUUCCAGAUUCUAUUACUCUGGCCAAAAUCCAGAACAAGACCGGCCUGUUAGGACCUUUGAAGGACUCGUCAAUGAAGAAGUGGUUCUACAACAACAAGAUGGCUUCUGACAACUUCUUGUGCUCCUGUGCUGGUUGGUGCGUCAUCACGUUCCUCCUGGGUGUCUGUGACCGUCACAAUGACAACAUUAUGCUUACCAGCUCUGGUCACAUGUUUCAUAUUGACUUUGGGAAGUUUAUGGGUAAUGCACAGAAGUUUGGAAAAAUUAAGAGAGAUAGGGCGCCAUUCAUAUUCACCACAGAGAUGGAGUCUUUCAUCACUGAAGAAGGUAAACGACCAGAACGCGCUCAGGAGUUUGCGGAGCUCUGCUGCUGUGCAUACAACAUUAUCCGGAGAUACAGUUACCUGAUUAUCACCCUGCUGGAGCUGAUGCUGCAGGGCGGCCUACCGGAGCUGUGCACGGUGGAAGAUCUGAAGUAUGUCCACAAUAAACUGCGCCCGUAUGACUCUGAUGUAGAAGCAGCCAAUUAUUUUACCAGCAAAAUCAAGGAGAGUCUGGAGAGUCCAUCGGUGAAGCUGAACUUCCUGAUCCAUGCAUUUGCGAACAUGACGCCGUCCGAUCUAAGCAGAAUGAGCGAAGAGAUGACCCCAUCCCUCACCAAGUUUAUCAAGAGAGCAGCAGUGAAGGGAAUGCAGAAGGUGCAAAGGGCGAGUGGAAGGAUUCUGAGUGAGCUUGGAGUGCUCAGUGGUACUGAGCCGACGGGCACAAGAGAUUCUGGACGGAUGGUUCAACUUAAGGUUUCAUUCUCUGCCCCAAAGCUCUGCAUAAUUCUAAAACACUUGAGGAAUAUUUAUAUGCCAGAUGGGUCAGAGCCCACUGCCAGUGUCACCAUCUCGCUACAUUCUGGAAUGUGGGAAAUCUCCAGGCAGAAAAUCAGUUCACAGUCAAGAACUUGUGCCCCUGUCUUUAACCAGCUGGUGGAGUUCUCUGUCCCGCAGCUGGACGGUUACAUCCUGAGGAUCCUUGUGAACAGUAAUGGAACUUUCCUGGGACAACUCAGCCUCCCCCUAAGCACCAUCCGACUACAUGAAGACAUCUGGUACCGCCUAGGAGUGUGAGCUGCGGUUUUACAGGAGCUGGGAAUAAUAUGGGACAAUACAGUUUAUAGGUUCAUGGGGAAAUGGAGUCAUGUUGAUUGAAACCCCAAGAAAAUGCCCAACACUUAGUCUAGUUCUUUUGCAGGCCAACUAAUAGCCCAGAGUGAACAAUGACUGGUGCUUUCCAGAAAUUACAUCUAGAAUUACGCCUUUGGUGAUUGAUUAUGUCAUGUAUACUCCCACUUUUCAGGGAUUAUGUCAUGUAAACACUCUCCAGGGAUUCUGUCACGUAAAAUGGCGCUUUCUGGGAAUUCCGGCACGUAAACGGUGGCUCUUCAGGGAUUAUGUCACAUAAACGACCACUCUCCUGGAUUACAUGUGAUAAACACCUGCUCUCCAGGGAUUACUUGUGAUAAAUGGCCUCUCUCCUGGAUUACAGGUGAUAAACGGCUGCUUUCUAGAGAUUACUUUUGAUAAAUGGCCACUUUUCUGGAUUUUAUCUGAUAAACGGCUGUUUUCCAGGGAUUACUUGUGAUAAAUGGCCACUCUCCUGGAUUACAUGUGAUAAACGCCUGCUCUCCAGGGAUUACUUGUGAUAAAUGGCCUCUCUCCUGGAUUACAUGUGAUAAACGCCUGCUCUCCAGGGAUUACUUGUGAUAAAUGGCCUCUCUCCUGGAUUACAUGUGAUAAACGGCUGCUUUCUAGAGAUUACUUUUGAUAAAUGGCCACUUUUCUGGAUUUCAUCUGAUAAAUGGCUGUUUUCCAGGGAUUACUUGUCAUAAAUGGCCACUCUCCUGGAUUGCAUGUGAUA